This is a messenger RNA of Physeter macrocephalus (sperm whale), 1957 nucleotides long. It is a transcript of the gene SH3BP1, whose product is annotated as SH3 domain binding protein 1. Gene Ontology annotation, cellular component: cytosol; intracellular anatomical structure; cytoplasm. The record is from RefSeq and is a predicted model, not a curated record. Gene Ontology annotation, biological process: signal transduction; regulation of Rac protein signal transduction; regulation of actin cytoskeleton organization. The annotation marks the transcript as partial. Gene Ontology annotation, molecular function: protein binding; GTPase activator activity. The transcript has 17 exons. Lineage: Eukaryota; Metazoa; Chordata; Mammalia; Artiodactyla; Physeteridae.
CGGACCCACACUCGCCGGGACCGAGGGGGGGCGCCCUUGGGGGGCCCGGAAGACGCGAAAGAGCGAGAAAACAAACUUGGAGAGAGGAGUGACCUGGGGGCCGUGGGCGGAGUCGCCAGCGGGGGAGGAGAGAGUGAGCAGCGGCGAGAGCGCGGCUGGCCCAGGAAGCGGAGAGCGCCGCCCACCCGCCCGGGGCGAGAGAGGCGCCGCGGGCCGAGGCAGGCUGCGCCGGGGGCUGCCGGUCCCUCGCCCCCACCGUGACCCCGCGGCCCCCAGCCCGCCCGCAAGAUGAUGAAGAGGCAGCUGCAUCGCAUGCGGCAGCUGGCGCACACGGGCAGCCUGGGACGCACCCCGGAGACUGCCGAGUUCCUGGGGGAGGACCUGCAGCAGGUGGAGCAGCGACUGGAGCCGGCCAAGCGAGCAGCCCACAAUGUCCACAAACGGCUGCAGGCCUGUCUGCAGGGCCAGAGCGGGGCAGACAUGGACAAGCGGGUGAAGAAGCUUCCCCUCAUGGCUCUGUCCACCACGAUGGCCGAGAGCUUCAAGGAGCUGGACCCCGAUUCCAGCAUAGGGAAGGCCUUGGAGAUGAGCUGUGCCAUUCAGAACCAGCUUGCCCGCAUCCUGGCCGAGUCUGAGAUGACCCUGGAGCGGGACGUCCUGCAGCCGCUCAACAGGCUGAGUGAGGAGGAGCUGCCAGCCAUCCUCAAGCACAAGAAAAGCCUGCAGAAGCUGGUGUCUGACUGGAACACACUCAAGAGCAGGCUCAGUCAGGCAGCUAAGAACUCAGGCAGUGGUCAGGGCCUGGGUGGCGGCCCAGGCUCUUACACCACCACAGCCAACAAGGUGGAGAUGCUGAAGGAGGAGGAGGAGGAGCUGAAGAGGAAGGUGGAGCAGUGCAAGGACGAGUACUUGGCCGAUCUGUACCACUUUGCCACCAAGGAGGACACCUAUGCCAACUACUUUAUCCACCUCAUGGAGAUUCAGGCCGAUUACCAUCGCAAGUCUCUGAGCUCGCUGGACACGGCCCUGGCUGAGCUGAGGGAGAACCACAGCCAAACAGACCCCUCCCCCUCGAUGAUGGCCGCCCCCUUCUCCAGGGUGUAUGGGGUGCCUCUGGGAACCCACCUGCAAGAGCUGGGCCGGGACAUCGCCCUGCCCAUCGAGGCCUGCGUCAUGAUGCUGCUUUCUGAGGGCAUGAAGGAAGAGGGCCUCUUCCGUCUGGCCGCCGGGGCCUCGGUGCUGAAGCGCCUCAAGCAGACAAUGGCCUCGGACCCCUGCAGCCUGCAGGAGCUCUGCUCUGACCCCCACGCUGUGGCAGGUGCCCUCAAGUCCUACCUGCGGGAGCUGCCGGAGCCCCUGAUGACCUUUGACCUCUAUGACGACUGGAUGAGGGCAGCCAGCCUGAAGGAGCCAGGAGCCCGGCUGGAGGCCCUCCAGGAGGUGUGCAGCCGCCUGCCCCGUGAGAACCUCAACAACCUCAGGUACCUGAUGAAGUUCCUGGCACGGCUGGCCGAGGAGCAGGAGGUGAACAAGAUGACACCCAGCAACAUCGCCAUUGUCCUGGGGCCCAACCUGCUGUGGCCCCCUGAGAAAGAAGGGGACCUGGCCCAGCUGGACGCAGCCUCCGUCUCAUCCAUUCAGGUGGUGGGCAUGGUCGAGGCUCUGAUACAGAAUGCAGACACCCUCUUCCCUGGAGAUAUCAACUUCAGUGUGUCAGGCCUGUUCUCAGCGCCUGCACCCCAGGACAAGGUCAGCGACAGGCCGGCUUCUGAGGAGCUUCCAUCGAUUGCCACACCCACCCCGGCUGCUGUACCAGCUCCAGCUCCGGCCCCUGCCCCAGCCUCAGUGGCUCUCAAGGAAAGGGCAGAGUCUGAGGCACCCCCCAGACCAGCCUCCCCCAAGGUCAGUAGGAGCUCCCUGGAGGCAGCCGCCCCGGCAGAGGACAUGGCUCGGAGGA